Drosophila guanche is the source of this 2189-nucleotide messenger RNA. RefSeq names its product thiamine transporter 1. The record is from RefSeq and is a predicted model, not a curated record. The coding region runs from base 569 to 1927 and encodes 452 amino acids. NCBI's taxonomy places the organism in Eukaryota, Metazoa, Arthropoda, Insecta, Diptera, Drosophilidae. Gene Ontology annotation, molecular function: vitamin transmembrane transporter activity. The transcript has 5 exons. Gene Ontology annotation, biological process: vitamin transport; transmembrane transport. Gene Ontology annotation, cellular component: plasma membrane.
GAGCUAAAAAGUUAUUUGAUUCGAUCUUAGAGCCAACAGCGGAACCACGUGUAGGGUGUCUGAAAAUUGAUGGACUGAACAAACACCCAUCACCCACCUGUGCGCUUCGAUCGGACAGUGGAUGCAUUCAUGUGUACAUGUAUGUAUGUAUUUGUACGAUGUAUUGCCUGCGAGUAAAUGUUUGUUUGACAUUCAAAAAGUAAACGUGUGUGGAACGCCGGCUGUUGUCGGAGUGGCGCAACGUUCAGUUCUGCAUUCGGCGGCCAUCGCAUAAUAUAAAUCUUUUAAUUAUCUAACAAUCGUUUGAACAGAGAUUUCUGUGUAAAUAUAAAAAUAAAUGCGGCAUUUGAAAGUGAUAAUGGCCAUCCGGAGAGUGCAAAGAUUAGAUUGACGCUCGGUGUCCAUGGCCUGAUACAACAAAUGUGGCCGCGCUUAAACCAACAGAAAAACCUAAAAGCGAUUCAUUCCACGAAUGCGGAAAGACCGCCGCAACCCAACCUAACGGCAUACGCUAGCGCUUUAGCUUACGUUACAUUACGUUGCGCACCACCGCUACACAAUUUCCAUAAUGAAAGAGUGGCUAAAAAUUUCCUGCUUGCUAUGCGUCUUCGGAUGUGUGCGCGAGAUCCGACCCUCGGAGCCGUAUGUCACGGAAUUUCUAUUGGGUCCCUGGCGUAACAUCACAGAAACUCAGCUCACCCAUGAUGUCUAUCCGGUGGGGACAUAUUCGUACCUGGUGCAAUUGGUUUUUGUGUUCCUCAUAACCGACUUUCUGCGCUACAAGCCGCUCAUCGUCACAAUUGGUGCCACUGGUGUAAUCAUCUGGAGCAUGCUCAUCUGGACCACCAGCUUGUUGUCCCUGCAGAUUCUAGAGUUCUUCUAUGGAACCUACAUGGCCGCAGAGGUGGCCUACUUCACGUACAUCUAUGCCAAGGUUGAUAAAAAGUAUUAUCCUCGCGUCACCUCACACACAAGAGCUGCCAUGUUUGUGGGCAAACUGGUAUCCGGCAUUACCUCCCAAGUGAUGAUCAAUCUGGAACUGAUGAACUACAAGGAACUCAACUACAUAACGCUGGCCACUCAAAUAAUGGCCAUGUUGUGGGCCUUUGGUCUGCCGCGAGUGAACAAGAGCCUGUACUUUCAUCGCGAGGAAACGUUUGACACAACAGAAGCCAUAUCGGAUCAGUCCUCGUACACGCAAACGGAUUUGCCAGGGGACUCCAGUUUGGAGAUUUCCAGUCAGUCGCAGCCAAGGCUGAUCAAGGCCAUGUAUUUGCUGUGGUCUCACUUUCGCUGUGCAUAUACCAAUGGCCGCGUGAUCCAGUGGAGCCUGUGGUAUGCCAUCGGCCUGGCAGGCUACCUGCAGGUCACCUACUACAUGCAGUUGCUGUGGAAGGUGAUUGAACCGGAGCCAUUGAUCGCCUGGAACGGAGCUGUGGAUGCAGUGCUAACCGCACUGGCGGCACUGAGUGCCUUGGCCGCUGGUUAUCUCCACACGGAUCGGCUCAAUUCGCGCACAAGUCUGCUUACUUUGGCCUUCUUUUCUGCAUUGGAAGGAGGCUGCGUGCUGAUAUGCUGCUGGACAAACGAUAUCUAUUGGUCCUAUGUGGGAUUUGUGUUGUUUGGUGGCCUCUAUGGCUUUACCAUCACCGUUUCCAGCGCUGAAGUGGCCCGGCAUCUGCAGGAGGAUAGUUUUGGUCUCGUAUUUGGCUUCAAUACGCUGAUUGCACUCAUUUUCCAGAGCCUGCUGACCAUGAUAUUUGUCACAGACACGGGCUUCGAGCUCGAUCCGGUGGGACAGUUCACCGCCUAUGCAUUCUAUUUCAUUGGAGCGGCUGUGCUCUAUUUAAUAUCAGUCCUCGUCGAGUAUAUAUGGUGCAUAUAUCGAGCAUCAAACACGGAGAAGCUGGACAAUGCGUUAGAAUAGUUGUAGCUGCAUUUAGCACAGUACUUAAAAUCACCUGUUGGUGGUGCACAAAUUCAAUUAGUUUAGAUGUAACGUGUUCCUAUCAGGUCUCGUUCCCACUGAAAGUAUUCAAGCGAUUUCAGUGUACGAUAAUGUGAUUGAAUUCCAAGAAAGAUUGAAGGCAACAGUUGGGCUAAUCACUGUGUAGAUAUGUUCCAUUUAUAGACAGCCCCCAAUCAUCUGUCUCAAGUGUCGCGGAAUAAAGACCUGCUUUUAUAGACCA